Molecule: messenger RNA, 1362 nt
Organism: Moneuplotes crassus
Lineage: Eukaryota; Ciliophora; Spirotrichea; Euplotida; Euplotidae
Source: the annotation of a GenBank genome assembly
AUGGACGGAGAUGUCAGGAGUUAUAAGGAUUUAGUGGACUCAAUCAUCAGGCCUCCUCGCGAAUCUUAUACAAUGGAGGAGCUUGGGCCUAUAGAGUUCACUAUCAAAGAUAAGAAAUACGCCAGGAAAGAUGUAGGUCUGGUUAACCCUCAAGGAGACACUAUUGUUUGUAGCCAUUAUGAGCCAGCUUCAAAUGAGAGAAUUAAUAAAAUGCUGCCUUGUGUUAUUUUCUGUCAUGGCAACUGAGGAAGUAGACUCGAUGCCCUCCCAACUGUGCUGAACCUGUUACCUCAUAAUAUAACAGUCUUCUCUCUAGACUUCUCAGGAAGCGGAAGAUCUGACGGAGAUUAUGUAAGCCUAGGUUGGUACGAAAAAGAUGACAUUUCAACGGCAAUUGAAUAUCUCAGAUCUCAAGAUAGCGUAUCGUCUAUUGGCCUCUGGGGACAAUCCAUGGGAGCUGUAGCUUCACUCCUCUAUUCAUCAGAAGACCCUCUGAUAUCGGGAUUGGUUUUAGACUCACCUUUUUCAAAUUUAAAAAAGCUAUGUCUUGAGCUGUGUAAGGUACAUAGCAAAAUACCAACAUUUGUCUGAAAAAUAGGAUUGCGAAUGAUGAGAAGAACAAUUCUUAAAAAGGCAAAUUUUGACAUUAACAAGCUUGACAUACUAAAGCAAGCGAAGAAAUGAACCGUCCCCUGAAAGUUCUUCUACGGAACUAAAGACGACUUUGUCAGUCCUUCCCAUUCUAAAAAGCUUUAUAAAGCUUACUCCGGAGACAAAGGGCUGGCCGAAUUUGAAGGAGACCACAACAGUGAAAGACCAGAUUUCUUCUAUGAUUCAGCUACAAUCUUCUUUUGCAAUCUUUUCAUGGUUGACUGUAUCGAGGACGAGAGAGCCAAAUUUGAUGAAAACCCGAUUAAAAAGGAAGCAAUUGAACUAUUAGAAGGAAAAAUUCCUGAGCUUGACAGUACGAAAUUUCGAAAAAUCUGAGAGGCCGUUGAGAGCCAAAUUCCUGAAGAAAAUGAAGACUUGUACAAGUUUGAUCAGUCUGUCGAAAACCAGAUAAAACGCAAUCAAAGAAAGCAUCUCCAAGCCCGUGCUGCUAAAGAGAAAGAAGACCUUGACAAAGCUGUCCUCCACAGCAUGCAAACCCUCCUUGACGAGAAGGAAGAGGAAAAUCAAGUCAUUGAUGCUCUAGAAAAAAUCGGCCUUUUUAGACAAAGCUCCAAGGUGAAUCUUGAAAAAGAGCUUCUAGAGACUGUGAAAAUGCACUCAAAAGAUCUUGACCUUGUAGGUGACCUUAAUGACCGGGAAGAAGAGGAUGAGACUUAUCAAAGCUCUGUUUGAAUCACUGAUCCUGUUUAG